CACUAUCUGAAUUGUCUAUUAAAAUCUUGCCUGCUGAUGGUCCGGCACAAAGUUCUAGCUGGAUACUUCAUUCUAAAACUACAGAAAUGGGAAAGAUAGCUAGGGACUUGUUCCUGUUAUUGUUUUGUGUUGCAUAUUACCCAGGAACUGAGCCGACAGGAUAUGCCUUGUACUAUGAUUCCUCGUAUCUGGCAACACUGGAUUGGACACGGUGGGAUCCAGAUCUCUGGUCGAUUUUCAGCACUUUUGGCUGGAAUCCUAUCACAGCCGACACAGUACCUUUUGGUUCAGAGCUGGAAAAUAAGCACAUGAUGGGUGGUGACGUGAUGCCUCAUAAGAAUAACAGUAUCCCGCUUGAUAAGCGUGUAUGGCCAGACGGAGUAAUACCUUACAAAAUUGCUCCUGAAUUAAAUAAACAAAUGCCUCAUAUACAGGCAGCUAUGCUUUACAUUGAAUGCAAAACUUGCAUAAGAUUCUACCCACGGAUACUCGAGAAAAAUUAUAUUUUUUUGAUGAAAGGUGUGGGGUGUCAUUCUCACGUAGGAAUGGCAGGAGGUCUUCAAAAUGUAUCUCUGGGGGCAGGUUGCUACAAGGUUGGAAAAAUUAUGCAUGAAUUGGUACAUGCUAUUGGCUUCCAACAUGAGCACCAACGUCCUGACAGAGAUGAUUUUAUCACCAUUAAAUGGGAAAACGUAAGGCCUGGUCAUGAAAGAAACUUUGACAAGUUAAAGAAAAAAGACUUUCUUAUUGAUGGUCCAUAUGACUAUUCUUCAGUGAUGCACUACAGUUCCGUGUCAUUCAGCAAAGACAAAGCGAAUGGGCUGAAAACCAUGGUUCCGAAGAAAAGGGGCAUUGUUCUUAAACGAGUGGGGGAGAAAGUGCUAAGUCCAGAAGACAUUAGACGAAUUAAAACUUUGUAUAAUUGUUCAUAGGAUUUUUAUUUGUAAAUAUUAGGAAAUAAUUAAAGGUUUUAUU
Uloborus diversus is the source of this 975-nucleotide messenger RNA. Its product is annotated as astacin-like metalloprotease toxin 5. The record is from RefSeq and is a predicted model, not a curated record. Gene Ontology annotation, molecular function: metalloendopeptidase activity; zinc ion binding. Bases 87 to 932 code for a protein of 281 amino acids. The transcript is spliced from 8 exons. Gene Ontology annotation, biological process: proteolysis. NCBI's taxonomy places the organism in Eukaryota, Metazoa, Arthropoda, Arachnida, Araneae, Uloboridae.